GGCACCGGGGGAGCGGCACCGGGAGCGCAGCGCGGCUCGGGCCCGGCGGAGCGGAGCGGGAGCGGCGGGAGCAUGGAGAUGGAGAAGCGCUUGACGCUGGAGCUGCGCAACAAGAAGCCGAGCGAGGUGAAGGAGCUGGUCCUGGAUAACUGCCGCUCUGAGGAUGGCAAGGUGGUCGGUCUCUCCUCAGACUUUGAGAACCUGGAGUUCCUCAGCAUGAUCAACAUCAACCUGCUGUCCGUGUCCAACCUCCCCAAACUCAACAAGCUGCGGAAGCUGGAGCUGAGUGAUAAUAGGAUUUCUGGUGGCCUUGAAGUUCUAGCAGAGAAAACUCCCAACCUAACACACUUGAACCUAAGCGGCAACAAGAUCAAAGACAUCAAUACCCUGGAGCCCUUGAAAAAGCUGCCAAACCUCCACAGUCUGGACCUGUUCAACUGCGAGGUGACGAUGCUCAUCAACUACCGGGAGAGCGUGUUCGCCCUCCUGCCCCAGCUCACCUACCUGGACGGAUUUGAUGCUGACGAGCAGGAAGCCCCUGACUCAGACCCCGAAGCAGAUGGGGAUGCACUGGAAGAUGAGUACGAGAAUGGGGAAGUAGAAGGUGAGGAAGAGGAGGAUGACGAGGAGGAAGACGAUUUGGAUGAAGAAGUCAUUGAUGACGAGGAAGAUGAAGACGAUGACCUGGAAGGUGAAGAGGAGGAGGAUGGAGUAGAUGACGAGGAGGAAGAUGAGGAGGAAGAUGGUGAAGAGGAUGAAGAAGAUGAAGCUGAGGAGGACCACCCGUGCGGGGAGAAGAGAAAACGAAGUCUAGAGGAUGAAGGAGAGGAAGAUGCAGAGGACGAAGAGGAUGAUGAGGAUGACUGAUCCCAGCGAGCCAAUCAGUUUUACAGACUGUGCUUGUCUUAACCUCCCCGUUGUGUCUGUGUGAGACUGUAAAUCCCCGUCUCCCACUCCUCCUCCUCCCCCUUUGUAUGGCUGCAGCGUCCACAAUAUAUUUUUUUAAGAUUUAGAA
Messenger RNA from Hirundo rustica (Barn swallow), 1015 nucleotides. RefSeq names its product acidic leucine-rich nuclear phosphoprotein 32 family member B. The transcript is spliced from 7 exons. Gene Ontology annotation, molecular function: histone binding. The record is from RefSeq and is a predicted model, not a curated record. Gene Ontology annotation, cellular component: nucleus. Lineage: Eukaryota; Metazoa; Chordata; Aves; Passeriformes; Hirundinidae. The coding region runs from base 73 to 867 and encodes 264 amino acids. Gene Ontology annotation, biological process: regulation of apoptotic process.